Ochlerotatus camptorhynchus is the source of this 1842-nucleotide messenger RNA. RefSeq lists its product as uncharacterized. NCBI's taxonomy places the organism in Eukaryota, Metazoa, Arthropoda, Insecta, Diptera, Culicidae. The record is from RefSeq and is a predicted model, not a curated record. The transcript has 6 exons. Gene Ontology annotation, molecular function: protein binding. Bases 520 to 1776 code for a protein of 418 amino acids.
UUCGCUGAAGCGAGAGUGCUAGUGGACGAGUGAUUCGCGUCGUUUUCGAAUAGGGUUCGCAUGAGCUGGUGUUGGUUUGUCGGUUGGAAAAAGGAUACGCGGAGCAGCACUGUGGGAAAAGCUCGGAAAAGCGUCUGGGAUCCCAGUUGGCCGAUUUUCUUCCCAUGGUGUAUCCGACCGUAGGUUGUUGUAUAAUCAGUUUGAUAGUUGGAAUCGAAAGUGCUUGGUCGGUGAAUGGUGGUGAUUUUUCCAGUGAAAAUUUCCUCAAAAGUUGCCCUUUCCGGAGGGCGAAGAAAAAUCAGUGUCACGCAGAAAAAUAAUCAUGAUUAACAAUCGAUGCCGGUGGGGGCAGGUGGAGUGAAGGUGUGGUUAGAGUUGACUUGGUGCCAGCCAGUGUAGUAGGCCAGGGUUUUAACGCACCGAACGCACCGGGGUAGGCGAAAAUUCCAAGAGUGUUCCGUCUCCUUCCUUUGUACGUGUGGAAAUCCGAGCAAGCUCUGAAAACAAUAUUAUGGAAUUAUGUUUGCCGAACGGAGUCUCCUGAGCUGUUUAUAUAAUAUCCUGAUUUUCAUGCAGCUUCUCUACGUGACGCGUUCCUUCGGUGUGGUCUACGACGAGUACGUCGUCGACCAGGGCAAGAAUCUGACGUUGCCAUGUAAGUCGCCGUACCCGGUGAUGUGGGUGCACGAGGGGCGCCGGGACGACUUCCAGCAGUUUCAGAGCGACGGUUCGCUUCGUUUCACCAAUCUGACAGUCAAAGAUGGCGGCACGUACACGUGCUCGGAGAUGGUGCCCACCUUCACCACAGUGCAGAUCGACGAUCUCCCGGCGAGUGAUGACAGCAACGACACCGCUGCGGAUGGCAUCCUAGUGUUUGGCCCUCGGAACGAUACUCGAUACUUGAACAACAACAGCAGCAGCAGUGAAGAGGACGAACCGGAUCUUCCAACGUCGCCACAGUUUGACAGCACCCCCGAUCGGUACGUGCUGAUCAGACAGUUCAACGUCAAAGUGCGGACGCCUCCGCUGGCGGUGUCCAACUUCUUUGUUCGUGCCUCCACCAUCAUUGCCGUGCUGGUUUGGGAGGUGUUUCCCAACCGGACCGGGGGCUACGCCAUUCGGGACUUCACCUCCGAAAUGCGGCAGUUACGCAUGUCCGACGAGGAACCCGAGGAACGCUGGGAAACGAUCGAUCCCAGGCACAUUAGCCCGAAUGCGCGACAGCUGGAGAUAUACCACCUAAUCCCGAACACGACGUACGAGUUUAGGAUCUGGGCCAACAACGCCCUGGGGUCGGGUGAAGCCGUAACCAUCACGGCUACCACGUUACCCGACAUGGAGGAGAAAGACCUGAUACGGCGGAUUAUGAUCGAUGCGCAGAACUUUGACACCCGCGUUUGGAUCGCAGCAGUCGGCGUCGUCAUGGGAACGCUGGUCAUCCUGUCGCUCGGGACCUGCAUCGUGCUGUACAAAGAGUGCCGCGAGCCAAUCGAAAAAGAAGAAGAACUGGACAGUCUGGAGCUGGUGCCGAACAUCAUCCUGAAUCCGGGAUUCUGUGACUCGGACGACCAGGGUCAGAAUCCGCUGUCACCGCCGGAGCCCCGGACAUUGGCAUUCCUACCGGUGAUGGGAAGCAACCAUCUGGGCGCGCACCACAACCAACGCCGUUGCAGCAGUUAUCACAGCCGGUAUCACUAUGACGACGACUACGAGCCGAUGACGUUCAGUCGGCGGAUGUCGAUCUUCUUUACCGGAAACACGAUCAAGCGAAUUUGAGUGAAGAUAUUCCCGGAGGAUUCCGCCAGAAGGUUCUACUAGAAGGAAGGGGAAGAAGGAACAGCA